AUGACUAGCAUAUUAGGUUUUGGGAGUCAGUAUAAAGCUGUUGAGCAAAGCGGGAACAGGCUUCUUUUACACGACGCGAAAGAAUCCAAUGAACACUCCAAACAAGUUGAAGUUGAUCAAGUACGACCCUAUUGUACGUAGACAUGUGGUUUUCGAAGAAACAAAGUCGAUUAAGAAGUGAUGAUGUUUUGUUUAGUAUUUUUCUA
Blastocystis hominis is the source of this 206-nucleotide messenger RNA. RefSeq lists its product as hypothetical. The transcript has 3 exons. Bases 1 to 141 code for a protein of 46 amino acids. The record is from RefSeq and is a predicted model, not a curated record. Lineage: Eukaryota; Bigyra; Opalinata; Blastocystidae.